GGUACCCGGAUGUACCCGUGGGGCAAUUAGCUACGUCAUUGUUCACCGCCGGACACCCGCUGGAAAUAAGGAAUGGAUUUACAAGAGCUAUUAGCGUAUUCAUAACAAAUUCUAGCAAUGAACAAUGACCAUAGUUGACAGGUCUUCAGAAAAGUCUGACCACGAGUCAGUCGGGUGUAAGCGCUCCCCGUUCACCAGUGGAGACGUGGGGAUGGAUGGCAGCUGUUCCAGCAGCUGGGCAGUGGGCCCCACCAUGCCCAGUGACUCUCCAAGACUGAAGGCUCCAGGAGGUUGCCUGGGGCCCACGCCUGGAGCUGCCGUCUACAAUGGCACACUCUCUUCUGUGGAUAGACCUAAAGAGCAAGUAAUAAGCGAAGGUGAUGGUAUAGACUUGCCCCAGAAGAUCCUCUUCCCUCCAGAGCGUCUCAACCUAAAGUGGACUCAAGUUCACCGCAUUGGUGCAGGCCUGCAGAACAUGGGGAAUACCUGCUUUCUCAACUCAGCCCUGCAGUGUCUCACCUACACACCACCAUUUGCCAACUAUAUGCUUACAAGGGAGCACUCCAAAAUGUGUCAUGAGCCGGGGUUCUGUAUGAUGUGCACCAUGCAAAACCACAUCAUUCAGGUUUUCGCAAACUCUGGAAAUGUAAUUAAGCCUAUUGGUGUGCUCAAUGAGCUCAAAAGGAUUGCAAAGCACUUCCGCUAUGGAAGCCAGGAGGAUGCUCAUGAGUUCCUGCGGUACACAGUGGAUGCUAUGCAAAAGUCCUGCUUAGCUGGAACCAAAUUGGACAGGCAAACGCAGGCAACCACUUUCAUCCACCAAGUAUUUGGCGGCUACUUGAGAUCCAGAGUGAAAUGUUUAAAUUGCAAAGCAGUUUCAGACACAUUUGACCCUUUUCUGGACAUUACUCUGGAAAUUAAGACUGCUCCCAGUGUCUCGAAGGCUCUGGAGCAAUUUGUUAAACCAGAACAACUGGAUGGAGAAAACGCAUACAAAUGCACCAAGUGCAAAAAAAUGGUCACAGCCUCAAAGAGAUUUACCAUCCACCGCAAUGCCAAUGUGCUUACCCUCUCACUUAAACGCUUUGCAAACUUCACUGGAGGCAAAAUCACAAAGGAUGUGAAAUAUCCUGAGUAUCUGGACCUGCGGCCCUUCAUGUCUCAGUCCCAAGGGGAGCCUCAGGUCUACGGGCUGUACGCUGUGCUGGUCCACUCCGGAUUCAGCUGUCAUGCUGGACACUACUUUUGCUAUAUUAAGGCAAGUAACGGUCAGUGGUAUCAGAUGAAUGACUCCUCUGUGUCUGUCAGCGACAUCAGGUCUGUUCUCAACCAACAGGCCUAUGUUCUUUUCUACAUCAAGUCCAGUGAUGUGAAAAAAGUCGGAGAGUACAGCCACAUGAGCCAUAACCCUGGCAUCCCUGGUCAGUCAUCACCAAGGCCUGUCGUGAUACCACGCAUCAACACCACCGUCCACCACAACAAUAUUGGCUUCAUAGGCCCCCAGCUGCCCCCACAUAUGAACAAGAGUACUCUCCACGUUAAUGGGAAUGGAUCUCUGAGGGACUACCCUACCACCUCCAAGCCCAGCACCAGCAGCAGUGUUGUGGGGAAACCUAGCCACGGACUGGCCUCCUCCUCUUCUUCCAUUUCCCACUCAAUCAGCCGGCCCACAAUGAUCCCAGACCACGACAAACGGCAAAAGCUUUCUUUCUUCAUCGGACAAGGCAAACAAAACCGCCCGUCCUCUUCAUCAGUGUCCUCCUACAGCCAGCCGUCCUCUGCCAGCAGCUCCUCCUCCAGCUCCUCGUCGUCCUCGCAGUCUACCUCAGAUGUUCGCUUUGUCCCACGUCAUCUUAAUCACAUUAACGGCACAUCUCGCAGUAAUGGCGAUCACCAUGGUGGAGGGAAUGGAGCAUCAUUCUUGGUGCCAUACAGCCAAGAGUCCUCUGAGGAAUCAGACCAGGAGAACUGUGGCGCUCUGGAUAAUGGCAGUUUUAAGUCUCACGUUAAUGGGAACAACAGAACAGCAGACAUCUUUGACACAGCUCCACAUGCCACUAAUGGGGAGACAGGAUUACAUCAUAAUGGUAACGGAUUAAAUGGAUUAACCUAUGGCAUCUCUAAAUCCAGCCAAAACGGGCACCAUUAUGGGCACCACAAAGUCAACGGGCAUGAGAACUCUGAGAUUUCUGGCAGUCAUCAUGGCAGUUUGUCCUCGGAGGGAAAUGUUGCUACUAAUGGAGUAGAUGCUAACCACAGUAAACCAAGCAGAGAGGUACAUAGUUGUGCCACAGCCCAGGCCAGUUCCUUUCAGAGUGUCCAUCCUGCUGCCACCGAAAGCCUGCCCCUUUCCACAUCUGACUCAAGGGCUAAAACUGUGUCCGAACCCUUGCCCCAGCAUGCACCAUCAUCCUCUGUCAGCUCUACGCCUGCAGCCACCAAAACACAUUCUGGAGAAUCUGCUUCCUCUUCUCCACAUCACAGCAAACCCGCGGCCUUACCUGCCCCAUCCGACAGAUCCCAGAGCACCACUGGUGCCACCACUGUUCCACCGAAGGUUAGCACAUGUGACGAUAAAUCCAAGGAUCUGACGGAAACCAAUGGUCCGGCAGCAGCAAGUGAAGGAUAUACAGCUACAAAGGAGCACCAUCAGUCCAAGCCCAGUUCAAGAGGCAAUGAAAGACAAUCCUCCAGAGACAGGGAUCGAAACAGACUGUACUCCUCUGAUUGGAGCAGAGACAGAGAGAGACAUUACAGGGACAGGAGUCAGGAGCGAGAAAGUGAUGGGGAUCGCUACAGAUCCAGGAGGGACUACCGAGAUCACCACCAACAACAUCGAUCACAUAGGGACCGUUUGCCUCAGUAUGAUCGCUACCACAGGGAUAUGGAGUCUGAGCGUCGCUGGGAGCGAACUUACCACCCAAGGGAGCGAGAUCGGGACAGGUGCUCUCACCAUUACCACCAUUACCGCCACCACCGCAGAGAGGACUGGGAACGCGAGCGGAGAGGACACGGUUACCCCUACCGAGAUGACUCUCAUGGCCGCUGGAGGUGGCAGGAGACUCGAGAGUCACGGAUGAUGAAGGACAAGAGCAACGGCAAGGACAGGGACUAUUACUAUUCAAAAGACAGCACUUCCUUGCCUGCUGUGAUGACAGAAAAUACCAGUAGGUCCAAGGCGUCGUCACCCAGAGCUUCAUUCACCACAUCUGCAUCUGCUUCCAGUAAAGAAGAACAAAAUUGCAAGACUGAAGUAGCUGUCAAGAAGGAGAGAGAUGACAGCUCAGAUGGCUAUCUUGUUAAAAAACACAAGAAGAGCAAAAAGAAGAAGAAGUCAAAGGACAAAGAUAGACAUCGUGACAGUGGAAGCUCUGAGGUGGAUUCAGACAAAGUCACCGAAACAAAAAAGAAGAAAAGAAAGAGGAGGCAGCGAGACAGCGAGGAAAGAGAGAGCCGCAAGCGAUGUCACUACGACACCCAGGACAGCAAAUGCAACAUUGAUUGUUCACCGGAAAAACGGCGUCGCACAGACUAUGCUGACAAUGGCAGCGACCACCCACUCACCUCCUGUAACGUGUCAUCCACGGCCCCUCCAAACGGUUCAUCUCACCACCACCUCAACGGAUACACAGGAAACGGUUACAGUCGAACUAAUGGCAACUCCCAUUGAUUCUCCAGCUGUGAAAUCCUACCUGUGCGAGGAGACUCGAAGACCAGGAAACGCAUCAACACCAUUUUAACAACAGCGGAGGAAUGACAUCAACAGUUUUUUGACGUGGUGCUUCUUCAUUGGAAAUAUUGUAUUUUUACCACAACUGAAGUGUUUUAAAUGUUCAGUAAUCUUUUAUUAAUGGCAUCAGUUUACUUGCCGUAAUUCUCCUAAGUAUGGUUAAAAUACUGUCAAGCAGUGAACAUUUAUGAUGAAAAAUAUUAAUAUAUACUUGUAUGAACACAAACAAAAGCCUGGAGCUUAAACAUCUCAGCUGCUGCUCAGUGGAACUCAGGACUUGAAAACUUGUUCACAUCCAUCAUGGAUUAUCCACCUGCUUUCAAAUAAGAAAGAGACAAAGGGAAAGUGUGUCGCCUUACAGAAGAACAGUAAGGCUUCACAUGGGCUGCAAGAGCAAGAUACAACCAUAUCUACAGAGCUGCAAUGUUUUUCAGUUUUUUUCCCCCCUUUAAUCCCACUGGGUAAAGACAAACUGUUGGAGGGAGAUACACUCAUGAAUGAGACGGACAGAAGAGUGCUGAGGUGGGAAAUGAGGCUUCGCUGACUGAUACCUCCACAUUACCCUGGACAGACUUGAGGACAUUUCCCAGCUUUUUUGUUUCCAUUUCGCUCUGAAGCCUAAGAUUCACUCUCUGAUUUUAUUAUUAUAAUUAUUAUUAUUAUUGUUUCUGAAUCUUUUUCACAGUUGCAGUUUUUUUCUGGCUCAUGCCUCUCGUCUCACAUUCUUUUAUUUUUUUCCUUUUUAAAUGUUUAAAAAAAGAGAAACAUCUACAUUUGUUUCCAUGGCUGUGGACCACAUGUUUGCUUUUUAAUGAAAACUACAGUUUGUGUCUUCUAGCGUCAUAAAGAAUACUGUGAAUUUAAUUUUGAACUGUACUAUCAGUUAUUUUUAUAUGUAAAACUCCUGUAUCAGGAUUAUUAGAUGUUUUGCUUUGUUUUUAGAAAAACUCUGAUUUUCGUUUUGACCAUAUUCUCUGGACAUUAUUCAUUGAGUAUGGUUUGCUUCUGUUUUGUGUUUGUUUUUUUUUCUUUUUCUUUCAACUCAAGACAGAAGUUGGAAAACUACUGUUAAACCUAGUUUAGCAUGUCAGAAUUUAUACAUUGGAUAAGGUUAAAGCCUUAAAAAUACAUUUGUUAAUGUCAGAAAUUGUAAUUUGUUGUUGGUUUUUGAUUUUGUUUAUGAGCUGCAUUGAAAUGAACAAAACAUGCUGAAUGAGAUGAAGACUGAAGAGUUGCCAGGGAUUUUUGAGAAGUUCCUGUCUGCCUUUGUAAUAUAUAGAAUAAUGGAUAGAUUGUAUUCAAGCCACUUGUUGAACAAACUUUCCACUUCGGUUAAAUGAUGUAGAUACUGUCAGUGAGCAUUUAGAAGGAUGCAAAUUAUUAACACCUUUGUAUUCAGGUUUUGUUAAAUAUACACUUUUCUAGUUCUUACUAAUAUGUAUAAGAUGGGUCAGCAAGGCGGCUCAGCUCACUUAUUUUAUUCACAACACAGUCUCCAUGUUUGAAAUAACCAAAGACCUGGUAAGUUUGGUGAGUCGGGGUUCUUCUCACUGAAUUCACAUGAACACAAAAGCUGUUUUCUGAACCGCAUGGGUUUUUUUUUUAUUAUUCCAAGUCUUCAUCAAGAGUAUUCAGGGGCAGUUUUUUUCCCCCCCUCGAACCGAGAUCAAGAUGCAUUUGAAACUUUGACAGCGUAAUAAGGAAAAAGUCCAGUCUCAAUUUCCGUUUGACAGAAAACUGCACUCCGAGUCCAGUCAGUAUUCACAUGUUUGGAAAAUCCAGUUUGUUUUUGCUUCAAGGGGUCUGUUGAACCUGUUUCUGUCCUCUCCGAUCCUCUCCUUUCAUAUAUAACUUCAUGUAUAAUCCAAUUCUCAGUAAUAACUUGGUGCGAGGAGACUUAACUGACUCACCACUGCUCUGUACGGAGCUGCACAAGGUCCCUCUUCCACUACUGUAAACUGUUGUUGAAACAAACUAAAAAGGUGAACGGGUACAGGCUACGGCCAUAAUGAUUUACAUGCUACAUAAACACAACAAAGGAAAAAAAACAGUAUGUACAUUAUAUACUAUACAUGCAUUAUGUGAAUUGGGGCUGCCUCUUUUGUUAAAUUGAGAAAAUAAAUACAGAAGAAAUGA
Sphaeramia orbicularis (orbiculate cardinalfish) is the source of this 5866-nucleotide messenger RNA. It is a transcript of the gene usp42, whose product is annotated as ubiquitin specific peptidase 42. Gene Ontology annotation, biological process: regulation of apoptotic process; protein deubiquitination. Gene Ontology annotation, cellular component: cytosol; nucleus. The transcript has 18 exons. The coding region runs from base 125 to 3670 and encodes 1181 amino acids. Gene Ontology annotation, molecular function: cysteine-type deubiquitinase activity. Lineage: Eukaryota; Metazoa; Chordata; Actinopteri; Kurtiformes; Apogonidae. The record is from RefSeq and is a predicted model, not a curated record.